AUGGCUGGCAGUACGCGGGCUAUUCGCUCCCAGAUGGCUUCCAUUAUGCAGCUGUCCUCGGUGUCGCGCCGGUCGAUUUCGACAUCCCUUCGCGCUCCAAUCCAGGCUGCUAAGCCUACCUCCAUCUCGCGCAUCGCUCGCCGUGGCUACGCUGAUGCCGCUCCUACUCCUUCGCCUGCUCAGCCUCCCAAGAAGCGUUUCAGAGCCCUUCGCUGGGCCUGGCGUUUGACCUGGCUCUCCGCCAUUGGUCUGACCGGCGCUGUCGCAUACAGCAUCCUUGAACUCCGUCAACCCCCCGAGCAGUUCGCGCCUGACCCUGAGAAGAAGACUCUGGUCAUCCUCGGAACUGGCUGGGGAUCCGUCUCCCUCCUGAAGAAAAUUGAUACCGAGAACUACAACGUUGUCGUCGUUUCCCCCCGUAACUACUUCCUGUUCACUCCCCUGCUGCCCUCAUGUACCACUGGUUUGAUCGAGCAUCGCUCGAUCAUGGAGCCUAUCCGCAACAUCCUGCGCCACAAGAAGGCCAGUGUUAGGUUUUACGAAGCCGAAGCCACCAAGAUCGAUUACGAGAAGCGCGUUGUUUACAUCAGUGACGAUUCCGAGAUCAAGGGUGAUGUCGCUCACACUGAAGUUCCCUUUGACAUGCUCGUGAUCGGUGUUGGCGCCGAGAACGCUACUUUUGGUAUCCCCGGUGUUCGCGAGAACUCCUGCUUCCUCAAGGAAGUCGGUGACGCUCAGAACAUCCGCAAGCGUAUUAUGGACUGUAUCGAGACUGCCUGCUUCAAGGACCAGACCGAGGACGAGGUCAAGCGUCUGCUGCACAUGGUUGUGGUUGGCGGUGGCCCCACUGGUGUCGAGUUCGCCGGUGAGCUCCAGGAUUUCUUCAACGACGACCUCAAGAAGUGGAUCCCCGAGAUCAAGGACAACUUCCACGUUACUCUCGUCGAGGCUCUUCCCAAUGUUCUUCCUAUGUUCUCCAAGCAGUUGAUUGACUACACGGAAUCCACCUUCAAGGAGGAAUCAAUCACUAUCCGUGCCAAGACUAUGGUCAAGAAUGUUACCGACAAGUACAUCCAGGCCGAAGUUACUAAGCCCGAUGGCACCAAGGAGCUCGAGACUAUCCCCUACGGUCUGCUCGUCUGGGCUACCGGUAACGCUGUCCGCAACGUCGUCCGUGACCUCAUGAACCAACUCCCCGCCCAAGCCGAAUCCCGCCGUGGUCUUCUAGUCAACGAAUACCUCGUUGUGAACGGUACCGAGAACGUCUGGGCCGUUGGUGACUGCGCCAUUGCCAACUACGCUCCCACCGCCCAGGUCGCUGGUCAGGAGGGUGCUUUCCUGGGUCGUCUGUUCAACACCAUGGCCAAGAGCGAGGAGAUCGAGAAGGAGCUCCAGAAGCUCUCCGAGCGCCAGGCUCUUGCCAAGGGUGAUGAGGAGCGUAACCAGGUCCUUGCCGAGAUCCGUGAACGCCAGAAGCAGCUCCGCCGCAACAAGCAAAUCGGUCCCUUCCAGUACUCGCACCAGGGUAGCUUGGCCUACAUUGGUAAGGAGCGUGCUGUGGCCGACAUCAGCUGGCUGAGCGGCAACAUCGCCAGCGGUGGUACCAUGACCUACCUGUUCUGGCGCUCCGCCUACCUGAGCAUGUGCUUCAGCACUCGCAACCGUGUCCUUGUCUGCACCGACUGGGUCAAGGCUAAGCUCUUCGGUCGUGACGUGUCCCGCGAGUAA
Messenger RNA from Penicillium antarcticum, 1728 nucleotides. RefSeq lists its product as uncharacterized. The record is from RefSeq and is a predicted model, not a curated record. Bases 1 to 1728 code for a protein of 575 amino acids. Gene Ontology annotation, molecular function: NADH dehydrogenase activity. NCBI's taxonomy places the organism in Eukaryota, Fungi, Ascomycota, Eurotiomycetes, Eurotiales, Aspergillaceae. The transcript is spliced from 2 exons.